Peronospora matthiolae is the source of this 954-nucleotide messenger RNA. NCBI's taxonomy places the organism in Eukaryota, Oomycota, Peronosporomycetes, Peronosporales, Peronosporaceae. The record is from the annotation of a GenBank genome assembly.
AUGCUCGUGUCAAAAGUCGAUCGUUUGCUGCACCUUGUGGCAUCCCGAGGGGCUCCAGCCCCCGUCAAAUGUCAUGCGAUACAGUCCAUCAACAACAUCGUAGCGUUCUCAGGCGGCGUAGACUCUGCUCUGGUCGCUGCACUGGUCUACCGCGUGUUUCCAGCUUCAAGCGCCGCGUGUAUCGGAAUAUCUGCAGCGCUCUCUUCUGUGCAAUUGCAACAGGCGCGGGAGGUUGCAGCUUCAAUUGGUGUUCCACUAUGGGAAUGUCCUACUGAUGAAGCUCAAGUGGAGAGUUACGUGGCCAACCAAGGCAAGAGCUGCUAUUAUUGCAAGUCCACACUGUACGCCAAGCUGGAGCAGGUGGCAGCGUUUGUGGGUGAGGAAAGGCAGCAUCGUAUCGUGGAGGAGAGAGAUGAAGUUUUUUGUGACGGAUUGAAGCCCGUGCUGUAUAAUGGGACGAAUGCUGAUGACCAACUGGACCCCACUAGAGUGGGGCUAGUUGCAGCUUCCGAGUUCAAUGUUGUGAGUCCUCUGGCCGAGCUGACGAAACAGGAGGUGAGGGAGGUUGCCAAGUAUCUGGGAUUGCCAAAUUGGAACGCUGCGGCGUCGCCGUGUCUGAGAUCGAGACUGCAAUUCGGAGUCCAAGCCACCCAGCAACAUCUGCAUCGGGUGGAAAAAGCAGAAGAGUUUGUGCGAAAGUUGAUUCAUCUUGAGCCGCACUUAAGCAUGCGAGUGCGCUUUCUUGCGGAUAACAAGGCUGCCGUUGAGCUGGACACCGAAGCGUUGACAAAAGCGAUUUCCAAGUUUGACGCCAUUGACGCUGAGUUGCGGCGACUCGGCUUCAGUGCCGUCGACGUGCGUGCCUUCCUCUCAGGCAGCUUGAGCGGUUACAAUGCAGAAGCAAACCACACGUCAGCAGCAUCUAGCCACGCGCAUCAUGGUCAUGCAGAAUGA